Loxodonta africana (African savanna elephant) is the source of this 1233-nucleotide messenger RNA. RefSeq names its product POU class 2 homeobox 3 (gene POU2F3). The transcript is spliced from 11 exons. Lineage: Eukaryota; Metazoa; Chordata; Mammalia; Proboscidea; Elephantidae. The record is from RefSeq and is a predicted model, not a curated record. Gene Ontology annotation, biological process: regulation of transcription by RNA polymerase II. The coding region runs from base 1 to 1233 and encodes 410 amino acids. Gene Ontology annotation, cellular component: nucleus. Gene Ontology annotation, molecular function: RNA polymerase II cis-regulatory region sequence-specific DNA binding; DNA-binding transcription factor activity, RNA polymerase II-specific.
AUGCGGCCCCUGCCUGCUGCCCUCGCCUCUGCCCAUGGCCCAGGACUGACACUGUCCUCCUGCCUCCGCCUGCAGAUUAAAACCGAGGAUCUCAGUGACUCCCUGCAGCAGCCCCUCUCCCAUCGGCCAUGCCACCUGUCGCAAGGACCUACCAUGAUGUCUGGAAACCAGAUGUCUGGGGACAUGACUUCCCUCCAUCCACUACAACAGCUGGUGCUGGUUCCCAGCCACUUACAGUCUGUAUCCCAGUUCCUGCUUUCUCAGACCCAGCCUGGUCAGCAAGGUCUGCAGCCAAAUCUUCUCCCCUUUCCACAGCAACAAAGCAGUCUCCUCCUCCCUCAGACGGGGCCAGGCCUUACGUCCCAGGCUGUUGGGCGCCCUGGGCUGUCAGGAUCUUCUUUAGAACCCCAUCUGGAAUCACCCCAGCAUCUCCCAGUGCCCAAGCAUCUGCCCAGUUCUGGAGGGGCCGAUGAGCCCAGUGACCUCGAGGAGCUGGAGAAGUUUGCCAAGACCUUCAAACAGAGGCGCAUCAAGCUGGGAUUCACACAGGGAGACGUGGGGCUGGCAAUGGGAAAGCUAUAUGGCAAUGACUUCAGCCAGACUACUAUUUCACGAUUUGAGGCCCUCAAUCUGAGCUUUAAGAACAUGUGCAAGCUCAAGCCACUGCUGGAGAAGUGGCUGAAUGAUGCAGAGUCCUCUCCUUCAGACUCCUCAGUGAGCACCCCCAGCUCUUACCCCACCCUCAGUGAAGUAUUUGGGAGGAAGAGGAAGAAACGGACCAGCAUUGAGACCAAUAUCCGCCUGACUCUGGAGAAGAGAUUUCAAGAUAAUCCAAAGCCCAGCUCAGAGGAGAUCUCCAUGAUCGCAGAGCAGUUGUCCAUGGAGAAGGAGGUAGUGAGGGUCUGGUUCUGCAACCGUCGCCAAAAAGAGAAGCGAAUCAACUGCCCUGUGGCUACACCCAUCAAGUCGUCCAUCUACAAUUCCCGGCUGGUCUCUCCCUCGGGGUCUCUGGGCCCCCUUUCUGUCCCUCCUGUCCACAGCACCAUGUCUGGAACAGUCACAUCAUCCUGUUCCCCUGGGAAUAACAGCAGGCCUUCGUCUCCUGGCUCAGGACUCCACACCAGCAGCCCCACUGCAUCUCAAAAUAACUCAAAGGCAGCAGUGAACUCCUCCUCCGGUUUUAACUCUUCAGGAUCUUGGUACCGAUGGAAUCAUCCCACCUACCUCCACUGA